Molecule: messenger RNA, 2149 nt
Organism: Tauraco erythrolophus (red-crested turaco)
Lineage: Eukaryota; Metazoa; Chordata; Aves; Musophagiformes; Musophagidae
Source: RefSeq, a predicted model, not a curated record
AUCACAAGCGUUUUCUUUUUAGGCGUGGAUUCUCGGAUAGUGGAGGAGGACCCCCAGCCAAACAGAGGGAUCUUGAAGGGGCAACCAGUAGGCUGGGUGGAGAACGUCGGACAAGAAGAGAAUCACGCCAAGAAAGCGACGCAGAGGAUGAUGAUAUUAAAAAGCCAGCGUUGCCAUCUUCUGUUGUUGCUACCUCCAAAGAGCGAACACGUCGAGACCUUAUACAAGAUCAAAAUAUGGAUGAGAAAGGAAAACAAAGGAAUCGACGUAUAUUUGGCUUGUUGAUGGGCACUCUUCAAAAAUUUAAGCAGGAGUCCACAGUUGCUACUGAAAGGCAAAAGAGACGACAAGAAAUUGAACAAAAACUUGAAGUGCAGGCAGAGGAAGAAAGGAAGCAAGUUGAAAAUGAAAGGCGAGAACUGUUUGAAGAAAGACGUGCUAAACAGACAGAGCUGCGGUUACUGGAGCAAAAGGUUGAGCUUGCUCAGUUGCAAGAAGAAUGGAAUGAACAUAAUGCUAAAAUAAUUAAGUACAUAAGAACGAAGACAAAACCCCAUUUAUUCUACAUACCUGGCAGAAUGUGUCCUGCUACGCAGAAGUUGAUGGAAGAGUCACAGAAAAAGAUGAAUGCACUCUUUGAAAGCAGGCGAAAUGAAUUUGCAGAGCAGAUUAACAAAAUGGAGGCCAGGCCCAGAAGACAAUCUAUGAAGGAAAAAGAACAUCAGGAGGUGCACAAUGAAGAAAAGAAGGAAGAACAGAACAAGGAGCAGGAAGAGGGUAAGGUGGCUCAGCAGGUGGAAGAGUUGGAGACAGGUAAUCAGCACAAUGAUGUAGAAAUGGAGGAGGUAGGGGAGGAAAAGGGAAAAACAGGUUCAGGGCAUAGCGAUGCAGAGAAAGAACAGGAAGAGGAUGAACAGAAACAUGAAAUGGAGAUUAAAGUAGAAGAGACUACUGAGGUGAGGGAGAAUGACAAGCAACAGGAUGGUCAGCAUGAAGAGGUCACAGUUGUAAAAGAGGAAAGUGAAAACAUUCAGCCAGUGGAUAAUGAGCAGGAUGUGGCUGAAAUGAAUGAGGCAGAUAGUGUAGAAGCUGUAGAAAAUGAAAAUGGCAAAGAAGUGGAACCAGAAACAGAGUGUGAUGCUCAACCAGAAAAAGUGUGUAAUGUUCCUUCUCCUGAGAAGGAGAAAGAUGUCAAACCAGAAAUUGAAGCUGAACCUGAAGAAAAACAGGAGAAGGCACCUGAAGCUCAGCCAGAACGUGUGGCUGAGGCUCCAUCUCAGCAACAGUCUGUGCCAUUGCCACAGUCACCUCAGUUGUCUCAGUCCACUCAGGAUACAGAGCCCCAGGCAGACAAGGAUGAAAAUGCUGUGGUGUCUGUAAAGAUGGUUGAGGCACAGACAGAGCAGAGUCAGACACCAAGUGCAGAAAUUAAGACUAAGACUAGGAGUAGAAGCAGGGGUAGAGCAGGGAACAAAACUGGUCAUGGCCGUAGUAGCAGCAGCAGCAGUAGCAGUAGUACUUCUAGCAGUACUAGUAGUGGAAGUAGUUCCAGCACUGCCAGCAGUAGCAGUCGGAGUAGUUCCACCAGUAGCAGCACUACAAGUGGAAGUACUAGCAGGGAUAGUAGCAGCAGUAGCUCUAGCACUAGUGAAAGUAGAAGUCGAAGCCGAGGAAGAGGGCAUAACAGAGAUAGAAAACGCAGAAGGAGCACGGACAGGAAGCGAAGGGAUGCUUCAGGAGUAGACAGAGGUCACAAGUCCUCAAAAGGUGGGAGUAGAGAUACCAAAAGCUCAAAGGAUAAAAGUUCAAGAUCUGACAGAAAGAGGUCUAUAUCAGAAAGUAGUCGGUCAGGGAAGAGAACUUCACGGAGUGAAAGAGACCGUAAAUCAGACAGGAAAGACAAAAGGCGUUAACAGAAGAGACCAAGCUUCCUUAGCCUAAUCUUUGCAGCGGAAGAUUAUUUGAGUGAAAGGAUUCCUUGUAAGGAGGAAGAGAAGGCUGCCUUAAGAAUUGCAUGCUGUAAAAAAUCUUUUGGAAAAAUGCAGACUGUUUACCAGGCAUUCUUGUACUUUUUACAUAAUUUUGUAAAAGGUUACUUACCAAAAUUAUGUGAAGUUCCUGAAAAUGUAAAAAUAAAAGAUUAACACUC